Acytostelium subglobosum LB1 is the source of this 1416-nucleotide messenger RNA. RefSeq lists its product as hypothetical. Lineage: Eukaryota; Evosea; Eumycetozoa; Acytosteliales; Acytosteliaceae. The coding region runs from base 1 to 1416 and encodes 471 amino acids. The record is from RefSeq and is a predicted model, not a curated record. The transcript has 2 exons.
AUGACUACAACAUCAUCUACAUCACAAUCAAAUGUGAUCUCUUGGAAAUCAUUCAUCUUCUUUGAUCAACGUCAUAACCAAUGUCUCUAUAUCAAGGAGAGAGCUGAUCAAACAUCAACUCAUUCAAGCAUUCCUCCCAACUUCUAUGGCUUUCCAUCAAUCCCAAACCAAGUCAACAACAACAUUGACCAACAGCAAACCUUGCAGCCACUGUUCCAACAACAGCAACAAAAGAUACCAGGUGUCUUCUACUUGGGUCGUCUGUGCACUCCCUUCUAUCUGCCACAGCUCAAACGAGAUGACUGUAGUUACUACAUCGUAUUAAUGGAUGGCACAGAGUCACUUGAUCUGAAUAGUUUGAACAAAUUGGUCAACAAGAGCGAUGAUGAUACAUCAAGCUAUAGCUGGUUACACCCCGCAGAGGUGAUUAAUAGAUUCCAGAAUGCUCCAGUCUCUGAUAGAUGGCUUAGCACACCCGAGACACAGAGGAUCACUGGUUUGGUGGCUGAUCUACUCAAGGUCCUUGGCUCACCCAGUGCUGCCACCGCACAAGAACAACUUGGCAAACCCAUAACACCAGAGAAUGAUGACAUUGUUGGAGUGCAGACACCAUUGUUAAGCACCAACUUGAUAGUCUGUUGUGAUGGAGACAGUGCAUUGAUCGUUGACCCUGGCGCCAAUCAAUCAGGCCAUCAUCACUUUGAGAAUAUACUGCUCACUCGAAUCCCAGAGCAUGUAAGAACAACCGAUGGUGGACGCAAUCUCAAGGUGUUCAUCACGCACGAGCACAAGGACCACUGGGAGGGGCUGCCAUUGGUCGAGAAGCAUUUCCCCAAUGCUUCAUUGGUCGCCCAUCCCGAGUGUCUGGAGCUCAUCCAGACAACACUGACAAAGGUGUCUGUCUCUGGAGCACCAUUCAGCUCUGUGUCUGUCGACAGCAAUGCCGCCAAUGUCGACUCUGGCAACCGCAUCGUUAUUGGAAGAUACACAUUCGACAUUGUAUCAACACCUGGCCACACAAGCAACUCGCUCUGUCUCUUUGAGACCACCUCUCGCACACUUGUCGCUGGCGACCACAUCGUAGGAUGGGGCUCAUCAGUGUUGGAUCACAACAGCGGCAACAUGAAGCAAUAUCUACACACAACUCAAUCGAUGAUCGAUGUGCUGAAGCCCUCGAUCGCACUGCCAGCACAUGGUCCAUCAAACUACGAACCAAUCACACUGCUACAGAACUAUAUCAAACAUCGAUUGGUUAGAGAGAAGGCUAUACUUCAGGCGUAUCGUGAUGGCAACACAACACUCCAGGACAUACUCUCGAUUGUUUACAAGGAUCUCGAUCCCAAGCUGAACCAAGCGGCCAUGAUGAACAUUCGUCUCCACCUCGACAAGCUGAAGGAGGAUCAAGAGAUACAAUAA